UAUUUUUUUAAACACAUUUUACCCUAUAAUACAAUUUGUUGGUUUUAAAAUCAUUUAAAAAAAGUUAAAGCUAAAAUAAACUAUAAUACCAUUUUUGUAUAUUGAGUUUACUAUUGCAUGAGGCAGUGGCGCCAACUGCGGAACAGCUAAGUCAGCGGCGCCUGUUAUAUCCUUUGGCGGAGGAACGGAAAUUCCUAGACCCCCACCUAUAUCUGGCUGAUGACGGCCGCGAUUUGGAAAGGGACAGCGAAAUCAGGGACCCCUUAUUAAGACCCCUUUCCCUUAAUAGGAAAACUCUGAGGCAGAGUUGACUUGUUUUGGUUUCAAUCCGGAAGUAAUCCAAGAACCGCAGACUGCAACCUUGGGGAAGCCAUCAGAAGGCUAUUCAGUCGAAUCUCCCGCCAAUCAGUUUGAAUUUUUAUCAAACCAAACAGCCACUUACUCAUUAUAGGAAAGAAAAGGGGCAACAUUGCGAUGAACGAUUCGCGGGAAUCACUUGGGUGCGCUUUGCAGAAAAAUUCCGCAUCCCCUGUAAAAUUGUCGCUCUCAACGGAAAGCCAGGAGCUCAACACUGACGAGAAAUUCCUCGAGAUGAUCAAACCCCAAAUGACGGAGAUGAAUCCUCGCCAGAAGAUGAUGUUCAAGAAAAGGUGUUUCAAUCGCUCAUAGAGACCUUUGAUGAUGCCACUGACUUUCCAGAGUCCGGAGAGCUUUGUUUCUCUGAUAUUAACACUCUGUCUGGCUUUGAGCUCGUAUCGGAUCCGGAGUUACAGCUGUUUAGGGAGCUGGUUAGCCUGGUAAGUGCGGCCAAGGUGACUUCUACGCCACCGUCACCUCGAGGGCCAUCUUCAAGCGCACCCACAACCAGUGCCGGCGGAAAGCCGGCAGCACCAGAAGUGUCGCGACAAACGCGGAUUAUGCCCCGUGAAAUGGUUCAGAGGGUUAUUAAGCCGGGCUCGUCAGUAGAGGUGACGACUACUCCUAUCAUGAUCGGACCGGGGCAUGAAAAGAUGCCUUACAGUAUCCUUGAGAUGAAUGGCAAGUCGAAUGGAUAUAAAGGCGCUUCGAUGGAGGAGUUACGCCCCAAAGAAUCUUCCGUGAGUGGUACAUCUGGGGCCAUCAAGGUGGUGCAUUCCGUCGUCAGUCCCCGGGCAACCUCCGUUGUGGCGGCUGUAAGGUACCAAGACUCUAGCAUGAACACCUUCUUCGGCCAGCCGCCCAAUGUGUCGGCCAUUAAGACUGCUCAGCCGGGAAAGUUGAGUAUGUCCCGCCGCUACACCAUUUGCGGAGCGGGCAAUACUCCUCCGGUACCACCUAGUGGUCAGAUGCCCGACAAUGCCAGUUCUCUCAUCUCCAACCUAAGCCCAGUGGUGGAGGCUACCAUCCUGAAGCGUCGCCUCGAAGCUCCCACCCUGGGUCUGAAGCCACUUGGAGGAAAUGUGUCCGGCACUAAUAAACAGCUUUCGCCCGUCAUCGGAUCAUCGACUCCGACAAAGACUCUACAGAUCACCAAUGUCCAGGGCAGCGCUUUCAACUACUUUUUCCAGGCUAGUACUGAAUCAUCUGUGCCUUCGAGUCCGGGUUUGGGAGAGGCCAGCGGCUAAAGCGGCCAUGAAAGGCAACAUGAUCGUGGCCAACACCAAGUACCCUGGCGCAAAUUAGGCUGCUGCUCGGUCUGCACAGAGUCGCAGUGAUUCAACAAAGACAGUGGCCACAAGUGCUGCGGGAGAUUUCUCCCUAGGCAGCCUGAAGCGGGUGCCACUAGAUAACAUGUUGGAUAUGGACAUUCUGGGCAUCUAAAGAUGGCAUUUUGGGCAUCCUCAAAAUAUAUAACCAAACCGAAUCUUAAAGAUUUAAGAAAACAUUAAAUAUUGCAUUACAUUAGUAAUUCCGUAACGAGUUCAACUUUUAAAUUAAUAUUCAAAAAACAAAAAUUGAGGACAGAACUCUUCAUUUCAUCCAGACACAUUUGGGCAAACUCAAUGAUCAUGUUGAAAAGCUAUUAUUUUUUUGACACAAUGUCUAAGAAAUACCGAAUUUUUCUGUAGAAAAAGCCAACUUGUCCUAUUAUAACGAAACUAUUUAUAUUAGGAAUUGUAUCCCUCAUUUCACUUAAUUUUAAGCUACUAAUUAUAGAAAAGCUAAUUCAAGUAAAUUUUUUUUGAAUAUA
Messenger RNA from Drosophila bipectinata, 2170 nucleotides. RefSeq lists its product as uncharacterized. The record is from RefSeq and is a predicted model, not a curated record. NCBI's taxonomy places the organism in Eukaryota, Metazoa, Arthropoda, Insecta, Diptera, Drosophilidae. Gene Ontology annotation, molecular function: DNA binding.